AUGUCGUCGCUCGCCGCGGCGAGAGCGGAUAACUUCUACUACCCGCCGGAAUGGAGCCCCAAGAAGGGUGGGUUGAACAAGUUCCAUGGCCAGCAUGCGCUCAGGGAGCGGGCGAGGAAGCUCGACCAGGGCAUCCUGAUUAUAAGAUUUGAGAUGCCUUUUAACAUUUGGUGUGGUGGAUGCAAUUCCAUGAUAGCGAAGGGAGUAAGAUUUAAUGCUGAGAAGAAACAAGUUGGAAAUUAUUACUCUACCAAGAUAUGGAGCUUCACCAUGAAAUCACCCUGUUGCAAGCAUGAAAUUGUCAUUCAGACAGACCCAAAGAAUACUGAAUAUGUCAUAAUCAGUGGGGCCCAGAAGAAAACAGAAGAUUUUGAUGUUGAGGACGCAGAGACAUUGCUGUUGCCAGCUGAUGAAGAUCGAGACAAGCUCGCGGAUCCUAUGUAUCGGCUUGAACACCAGGAAGAGGAUCUUCGGAAGAAAAAAGAAGCUGAGCCAGUUUUAGUUCGCCUUCAACGACUCUCUGACAGCCGGCACUCUGAUGAUUAUGCUCUGAACAGAGCACUGCGCGACCGUCUUAGGAGCCAAAAAAAGAGAGUUGCUGAAGAGAAGAAGUCCGCGAGAACGUUGGGCCUCGGAGUGCGGCUCUUGCCUCCCUCUGCAGAAGAUGCCACCGCUGCGGCUUCAGUGAAGUUUGCAUCGAAAUUUGAGAAGAGCAGAAAGGACAAGAGAGCAGCAAUCAAAGCUGCCUCUAUCUUUUCCGAGUCAUCAAGCUCAGCCUCGAAUGGUAAACUCGACCUCGUGCUGAAGAGGCGGAACAUAAAAGCUGGCGCUGCUACCACACUGAUGGCAGGCAGGGUGAAGCCGUCCUCGUGGCAGAGCGCCAGUUCUGCGAGCGCAAGGACUCGGAUGCCGGUUCUGGCAGCACGCAAGUAG
Messenger RNA from Miscanthus lutarioriparius, 933 nucleotides. The record is from the annotation of a GenBank genome assembly. NCBI's taxonomy places the organism in Eukaryota, Viridiplantae, Streptophyta, Magnoliopsida, Poales, Poaceae.